CGGCUAGAACCAGCAGUGUCGCGUCAGCCACAGAGCGGUAAUUCGCUCGUGGGGACCGAUUUGAACGACAGCAAAUUAAAAAUCAUUCACAAUGGAUAAAAAAGAUUUGGAAUGUGGUGACCUAACAAUAGCGCGUCAGGCUGCAAACCUGCCGACGCUACCGAAACAACUUACCCUCGAGGAAAAGAAAUAUUUACUGGCCGUGGAAAGAGGGGACUUGGCAAAUGUUAGAAGGAUGCUUCAAAAAGCUCAUCGGAAGAAAACUAUGGACAUCAACUGCGUGGAUGCUCUCGGUAGAGGGGCCCUUACCAUGGCUAUUGAGGGCGAGAACCUUGAAAUGGUAGAACUGUUGAUUGUGAUGGGAGUUACUACCAAGGAUGCUUUGCUGCAAGCAAUAAACGCGGAAUUCGUGGAGGCGGUGGAACUUUUAUUGGAACAUGAGGAAUUAAUUCACAAGCAUCCAGAACCCUACAGUUGGCAGAAAGUGGAUCCAAAUACAGCCAUGUUUACACCCGAUAUAACACCGCUUAUGUUGGCAGCGCACAAGAAUAACUACGAAAUAAUCAAGCUGCUACUGGAUCGUGGCGCGACCUUACCAGAUCCUCAUGAUAUACGGUGUGGCUGUGACAUUUGUAUAAGGGACUCUUCGGAUGAUUCUCUCAGACACUCACUAGCAAGACUCAACACUUAUAGAGCUUUGGCGUCACCAUCAUUGAUAGCGUUAUCAGCAACUGAUCCUAUACUGACUGCCUUUCAGUUAUCUUGGGAGUUACGGAAUUUGGCUUUUGCCGAACAGGAAAGUAAAUCACAGUAUUUAGAACUUCGGCGCAAAGCGCAGAAGUUUGCAGUAGAUUUAUUGGAUCAAUCGAGGAGUUCUAAGGAGUUGGCAAUUAUUUUGAAUCAUGACCCUGAAGAAGCGCCUUUUGAGGAAGGGGAGCAUAUGAAGUUAGCCAGAUUGGAAUUGGCGAUAAACUUAAAGCAGAAAAAGUUUGUUGCCCAUCCAAAUAUACAGCAAUUAUUAGCUACCAUUUGGUAUGAUGGUGUACCAGGAUUUCGUAGAAAGACUGCCUUUGAAAAGAUCAUGAUAAUAAUGAGAGUGGCGUUAAUGUUCCCCUUUUAUUGCUGCAUGUAUAUGAUAGCACCGAACUGCUCUACCGGCAGAUUAGUGAGGAAACCCUUCAUGAAGUUUUUGAUACACGCCUCCAGCUAUUUAUUCUUUUUGUUGAUUCUAAUCUUGGUCUCUCAAAGAGUUGAUGUCCAACUGAUCCAAACCUUUGGUCCAGACUGGAUGGUGAAAGACCUGGAUCAAGAGUUGACGAAACAACGAGGGAAUGGACCCACAUACUUGGAGCUUGUCGUGUUGAUAUAUGUUGUUGGUUUCAUCUGGCAAGAAACUCAUGAGAUCUACAUCGAAGGUAUCCGCUCCUAUCUUCGCAACAUGUGGAACUUUAUCGAUUUCACUCGGAACACCCUAUACGUCGCUGUAGCCAUCCUCCGACUUGCUGCUUAUAUUCAACAAACGGCCGAAAUUAAAAAGGAUCCUCAAACAAGAUUUAUUCCGAGAGAACAAUGGGACGCCUUCGACCCUCAACUGAUAGCGGAAGGGCUGUUUGCUGCUGCUAACAUAUUUAGUGCCCUCAAGUUGGUGCACCUGUUCUCCAUAAACCCCCACCUUGGCCCGCUUCAGAUAUCCUUGGGUCGGAUGGUUAUAGACAUCGUCAAGUUCUUCUUCAUAUACAGUUUGGUGCUUUUCGCUUUCGCCUGUGGUCUGAAUCAAUUGCUUUGGUACUUUGCCGAUUUGGAAAAACGUAAGUGUUACGUCUUGCCGGGUGGCUUGCCGGAUUGGGAUCACGCUGGUGAUUCAUGCAUGAAGUGGCGCAGCUUCGGCAACGUCUUCGAGGCUUCUCAAUCUCUUUUCUGGGCUUCAUUUGGUAUGGUUGGCUUGGAAAACUUUGAACUGACUGGCAUUAAAAGUUACACCCGCUUUUGGGGCCUGCUGAUGUUUGGAUCAUACUCCGUGAUAAAUGUGAUCGUUCUGUUGAACCUUCUCAUUGCCAUGAUGUCCAACUCUUACGCCAUGAUCACUGAACAUUCAGAUGUCGAGUGGAAAUUUGCCAGAACACGUCUAUGGAUGAGCUACUUUGAAGAGGGAGCAACUUUGCCGCCCCCAUUCAACAUACUUCCCACUCCUAAACUAGUUAUGAAGUUGUUAGGACUUAGAAAGAAAGAAAAUGACGAAUCAUUCAAGGCUCAGAAAGAGAAAGACGAUGUGCAUUAUACGGCGGUGAUGCGCGCUUUGGUCUGGCGCUAUGUGUCUGCGAUGCAUAGACGUCUUGACGAGGAUCCAGUUACUGAAGACGAUAUAAAUGAGCUUAAAGGAGACGUCUCCGCGCUCAGAUAUGAACUGUUAGAGGUGUUCGAAAAGAAUGGCAUGGAUGUGUCAUUUACAGAUCGAAAGGAGAAGAUGGUACUCGCGAAACGGAUGAAGGUUUGGGAACGGAGACUUAUGAAGGACUUCCAAGUGACGCCAGUGUCGGUUGAAGAAGACGGUAAACCAGUGCAUGAAGACAGUCUGGCGAGAUUCCGAAGAGUAGCCCGCAUGGCUGCCGCUGCUGCAAGGGGCUCCAAAUGGGACCAAACCCUGGCUGCCACUGGGAUAUCAUCUCAAAUCGGUCGCUGCCGAACACGACAGUCUUUCAAAAAGCAGCAGAAUUUGCAGCGCGCCAUUGACGAGGCCAAAAAGCUGGUUUCCCGAUCACCUGUUCACGGAUCUCGUCCAUUGACACCGUUGGAAAUGCCGGAAACUCCUGGUCAUACUAUAUUGGAGCUCAUAAAGGACAUUUCCACGGAGAUAGAGGAACAAAACUACUCCAGUGCUCGUUUGCCACGGACCAAGUCUCCGAGGAGAAACGAUGCGGGAGCCAAUGGAGUUCCACCAGCGAGAUUCCUAAGCCCUAACGACGCCCGCAGUCGCGCUACGUCCCCCAUACCGCGAGGGCCAAGCCCUACCAGGUUGUCUACCGCUCAGCCUCGAAGCCUCAGUCCUGACCCGAGGCCUUCCAGUCCAACCGGAAGUGAGAGACCAGAACCGAGUCCAUUAAAAGCUCAACGUCUACCGGGUUCUUCGCCGCCAAAAGUUGUAAAAAAGAAGUCUCCAUUACCGCCCUCUGGAGAAUCCACAGAACACAGACAUCACAGCAGUGUAGAAGUUAUAGCGUUAGCGAGACCAGUUGCUCCUGAUAUCAAACCAGUCAAGGAUGGCCUUCCACCCCCUCCCGCCUACUCCAAAUCUAAGCCAUCUACAGAUAGUUCAUCCAAACAGCCGGUGCCGAUGCCAAGAUCACGUUCGUCCUCUCCAAAGCCCGCAGCAAAAACUAACACCAGCGCAAACACAUCUCAUCUUCUGUCCUCUUCUAGCACGGAGUUACUGAUACCUCCCUCCCCCCGCGUCUUACCCCCUGGACGCCGAAUAGAAGAUGUCAACACAAUUAAACGUCAGCCGACCACUGGCUGGAUAUAACAUUUGGCCAAUUAAAAAGUAAAUCAAACUGAUUUAAAUUUAGAAUGUCUUCUAGCGGUUCUCUUAUUUUUUCUACGGUACUGCUUGGCAAUUACUGCUGUUUAUGCAAUAAGAAUAGUAGUUAUGAUUCUAGUAAAGUAAUAUUAAGAUUUGUAUUCGUUUGUUUUAAUCUUUUGAUUUUCUAAUAAUUUCAUUCUAUGGAAACUAAGCUUAUAAUAUUUAGAACGUUUGAUGUAAAAUUCCUUAUCAGUCCGUCCUAAUAAUAUAGUAAUCUAUUAUAUUAAACAUUAUUAACAUAAGAUAUUAUUUUUCGUUGUACGUAAUGUUUAUUAUUUAAAAUUAAAAUCUUAUUGUAAGUGUUCUAAAAACAAGAUUAUUUUCGGACCUUUUACAGAUAAAAACUAUACAGAUGAGACAAUAUAAAUGGAAUGUAAUAUUUGUAACAAAUAUUGUGGCGUAUUUCAAGUUUCAAAUAACCAAAACCUUUUUGGAACAAGAUUCCGUUUCCUGUCAUAAAAAGUUAAGUUAAAAAUAUAGAUAUUUUUGAAUCUUAAAAUAGAUUGCUUUUUUUAUUUUACUCACUACUUUUUUUAUAGAUAAUAAAUUAUUUAUAAAUAUAAUAAACUACUUAUAAGA
This is a messenger RNA of Danaus plexippus (monarch butterfly), 4156 nucleotides long. It is a transcript of the gene trpl, whose product is annotated as transient-receptor-potential-like protein. Bases 92 to 3520 code for a protein of 1142 amino acids. Lineage: Eukaryota; Metazoa; Arthropoda; Insecta; Lepidoptera; Nymphalidae. Gene Ontology annotation, molecular function: store-operated calcium channel activity; inositol 1,4,5 trisphosphate binding; protein binding. The record is from RefSeq and is a predicted model, not a curated record. Gene Ontology annotation, biological process: manganese ion transport; calcium ion transmembrane transport; regulation of cytosolic calcium ion concentration. The transcript is spliced from 24 exons. Gene Ontology annotation, cellular component: cation channel complex; membrane.